Molecule: messenger RNA, 617 nt
Organism: Juglans microcarpa x Juglans regia
Lineage: Eukaryota; Viridiplantae; Streptophyta; Magnoliopsida; Fagales; Juglandaceae
Product: glycine-rich protein-like
Exons: 2
Coding region: 86-433 (115 amino acids)
Source: RefSeq, a predicted model, not a curated record
UACAGAUUCGAUCAUACUCCCAUCUUAUAUACUAGCUCCCCAAUAUAUAUUUUCUCUAAAGUAAUUAAGAGUACAAGCGAAUUAAAUGGGUUCCAAGGCUUUCGUUUUGCUAGGUCUUGUGUUGGCCUGCAUUAUGCUCCUUAUGAUCUCUUCGGAGGUGGCAGCAAGGGACUUGGCUGAGACUUCCUCUGACCAGGAAAACGCAGAGUUCACCAAAGAUAUCGAUGGAGUCAAUGGGAUAGUCGAUACUGAUGGCAACUAUGGUGGUGGUAAAGGUAAAUAUGGUGGCAGACGAGGAGGCUGCUACUAUGGCUGUUGUCGUCGGGGUUACUAUGGAAAUAGAUGCAGAAAGUGCUGCUCGUAUGCUGGUGAAGCUGUGCAUGUUGAUGCAGAAACAGAUCCAAGCAGCCAAACCACCGCGGGCCUUAACUAAAUAUAUAAUAAUUCAGCAGCAUAAUUAAUAUCUCAGUCUAAUUUGCUGCUAAUUAUUAUGUCCGUCGUUGUAACGUCGUAAAAAUAAAGGUGGCGAGGAUAGAUAGAUGUCAAUGAUCAUGUCGACGUCCUAGUCCGCCCCCAAUGAUCAGCUCCAUCUUAUAUAAUUAUAUAUAUGGUUGUGC